AUGGCACAGGACGAGAAACUGAUCAGCAAAACCGUUGACUACGUCCGUCUCGAACUGAUUGGGAUAGUCAUGGCUAACUUGGUCGAGUUUUUCAUGGUUGUUUUUGUUCUGUUAAACGCCCAACGCCACAUCUAUGUAAUCCUUGCAAUCAAGAUGUCUCUCUCUAUCGUGCUUGAUUCCUUCUUUCUAAGCGAGUCAAUCGAUGUCUCGCUUAAGUUGGGCGUCAACGGCAUCGCAUACACAAAUAUCGCAACAGCCACCGUAACCUUUAUCUAUGCUACCUGCGUCUUCUGCAGGAUGUACGGCUACUGCCUUGCUAGGCCGAACUUCGCAUGGCUACGUGACUGGUCGUUCGUUGGUCUAUUCUCAGGACUUGACUCGCUGACACGGAAUGCCGCCUACCUCCUCAUGAUAAUCCGAAUGAUGAACGUUGUUAAGAAGCAAGGAACGUACUGGUUGGCUAACUCCUUUGUUUGGUCUUGGCUUCUCUUGCCGUUCUUAUCUCUUUCCAAAGUGCUUAUCCAAGAUACGUCCAACACAAAUGACGUCAUGGACCACCGCAUCAAGACUCUAGCUUAUUACGUCAUUGUUAUGUGUAUUGCUGCAGUAUGGUGCGUCACAAUUCCGGGAUGGAAAGGCUUCUUUAACGUUGUCCUCAACGUUGAGAAGACAGAUGAGAUGUUUCGUCUUGCAACCAUUCUUGCGCCAUUUUACAUGCUCUUUAUGUUGAAUACUUUAAUGGACAGUGUCUUCUAUGGAAAGGGCAAGACCCAGAUGUUGGCUAUACAGUCGAUUAUAACAAACAUAGUGGUCUAUGGCAUUGCUUUUGCCUUAUUCAAGGCAGAUGUAUUUGAUCCAUCACUGACCAGUAUCGCCAUCCUUUUCGGAGCUGGUAUCACUAUGGAUUCUUUCUUAACUUUUGGUCUCUACUAUAUAUUUCUUCGCAAGGUCCAAUUCGAGCUCUAAACUGUUCUCUGCGAUAUAUUUUUAUGACGGACUAUAGACAAAUGGAGCAAACUGAUUGGACCAUAGGCUGACAGAGCUGACGCUCACAAUCGGAUUACUAAUUUUUGACAUUCAUAAUAUAAAACGAAACGUUUUCUCCCUUAUAAUUUCUUGCCGUAAAGCCAGUCGAAUCAGAAAAGUAUUUAACCGGCGUUUCUUGCCGCUUCCAAUAAUUUCAUAGGAUGUUUAAACUGCAUGCUUUUGAUCAUGACUACUAACUCUAUAUUAUACAAAGGCGUCAAUCCUUGGGGAAUCGGAGGAACUCCUCUACAUAUAUUAUAUACAGUAUUAGAUUGUGUCAAAUAAUUUGCUUAUUAUUAGAUUGUAUAACAAUUUACUGUAAUUUACGUCUAUUAUGUAAUAUUUCAAAUCCGACUAUGAGGACAGGACUAAAUUUCAAGUCCGACUAAGUUUCAAAUGUCAAGCAAUUUAAUCAAAAUGCGAGGACUUGAAAUCUAGUCCAGUAGGAAUUGGAGGAUUGGAAAUGAUAUCUCGUACGAAAUCACUACUUAUUUAAAAUGAAUUGAAUUAAUUUUGAUCUAAUCUUAAGGUAAUUCCGCAGUAAUUGUUCCCGAAAUGAGAAUGUGCUGAAACUUCCCAGGCAUGGAGUUUAUGAUAUACUUAAAGUAAAAUCACACAAAAAAGUCGGGGUCACCGAACUCGUUAAGAAGAUAUGACAAUCACAAUAUACCACCUUUACCCCAAUAUGGCGCCAUCUUGACGCUCAUUACGAGUAACAGCAAAAUCACAACAGCCCGAUAUUUAUUGACGUUUUUAGCGCGGAUUUUGCUUUAGUAAACCUAUCUUGUAAUUAUUUUUGAAAAAUAUUGUGUUUUGAGCAAAAUGAAACUACUAACGUGUACAAUUCUGAUCCACAAAUGUCUUUUCCACAUUUCUUUACAUAUCUUUCUUUGAGAACAUGCAUUGAUAAAGGAUUUUUUUCAAGAUCCAGAAAUGAUUUUUCUUUUAAUUUCGGAUAUGAAAUGUAAAAUGCAUUAAAGAAAUAAAUUAUCAGUUAAAAAACGGGGGUCACCGAUCUUUUUAGGGAAUUGUGGCAUUAAAACGUGAAAUACAAGUAAAUAAAUAUACUACAGACACAGGAAACCCUAGCUACACUUUUGUAUGCCUUUUUUGAAAACAUUGAUUUUAACGUAAUUCUUUGCACGAAUGUAACCAAAGAUGUUUUGAAGUAACAUAAAAUUGUCAUAAAAUGAUUUUUUUUAAACGGUACGUAUAAUGGAUGAAAUUAUAAGUUAUAAGAUGUGCGCAGUAAAAGUGCGCAAUGCAAAACUGCGGAAUUACCUUAAGACUAGAUACUGCAAUAUAAUUCACUAGGUAUCCAGUAAGAUCACGUGAACAAAAUAAAGCAAUAUGGUUGGCUAAUUUACUGGUGAAUGAUUAAUGAGUUUGAGUUAUCCUUCCACACCGCGGAUUUACAAGAAUAUGUGACAUUAGUAUUUUUGCACAAGUGAACAUAACAAAUCCUACAAGUUGAUUGGUCAAAUUUGACGUAUUAAGCUGUUAUAUUCACCUAUACAUGCCGGUGAAUAUAACAAAACCGAAAUUUUCAAAAUGGCGGCUAGCUAUUUUGUGGACGUUAUACUGAUAAAGAAAUAAGCGAAAUUAAAAUAAAUUCAGUCCCAAAAAACUCAAGAAUACUAAAACAAUUAUUCCCCUCAGGCUCGGUGAUUAUCGGGGAAUAUAUUCACCUCGACUUCGUCUCUGCGAUAUUCCCCGUAAUCACCUCGCCUUCGGCGAAUAAUUGUUAAAUGCAAAAUUUUGGUAGUCGAUACCUACAAUCAUGAACAAAAUUACUCGGACAAACACAUUAAAUACAAAGAGGGUUGCACAAUCUCUAAAGUAUCCUCCAAAAAUCCGCCCCCCUCCCCUGAUACAAUGUUGGUGAACCCUCGAGGCAUGUACCAUUGUAUCAGGGGAGAAGGAAUGCAACUAUUUUGUAGAUGAAAGCAUCCGUGAUAUGUAAACUUCAGCCAUGAAGAAACAGGGUCCGAGUAUUUUUUGUCAAAGAUUGUACAUAAGAAUUCAUGAUCGUCUGAAUAUCUAAACCUUUUCCGCUGUAAACAUUCGUAUUAAACAUUCGGGAUUACUUGAAAUCCUGUACAGUCCGAAUUCGAGGUUUUGAAAUAACAGAUUAUCAAGCGCGCGAAUGAGGCGGCGGGGCAGCCCGAUUUAAAAAGGGCACUUACUUCAAUGCCUUAAUGUUUGCUGUACGGAUUAGACAAAUUUCCGCAUUGAUUGGAACAUUUUUAUUCGUUGGACGACGCUAAAGACUAAAAUGCAUUGUAAAACAACAUGACAUUUUGUCAAUUAUUUUAGGAAGGCUUUCUUUUUUACUUUUCCCGCGCUAUUUCCACACAGCCCCCACCCCCGCUGUCCCUGUGGAUCGCCCUCCCCCCUGCAUCUCAUACGAAUAUGACCAUUACCUAAAGUUAAUUGAUUUUGACCCAAUGCCAUGUAUAUAUAUCAACAUGAAAGUAAUUCGCGCAUGUGGAUAUAGGAGGUGACCCGGUCUUAUUUUGGAGGUACAUAAAACGACAAAUUGCAGUCCAACAACUUAUAAUUAAUGCAAAUUAAAUAUUAUAACUUUCAGGUUCACUUACCUUGAACUGGACACUGAUGGUGAUGGUAAUGUUUAUAAUUUGUUAAAUUCAAAUAUAUCAUUUAAUGUCUUGCCAACUUUUGGCCAACUUUUCCAGUCAAGGGAAGUGGGCUGAAACACUCAGUUAAAAAAAGCUCUCGGUCGCAUCAGCCUCGUGUUUUCAUUGUCUUUUUUUGAUGUACAAAUUUCGGAGCGACAAAAAUCACUUGGUAAAUAAACAACCUCAUGAAUUUAUUAUUCUCUCACUUUGCUUUAUAUAAACAACAGCCCAAGAAUUUACUUGAUGCAAAAUAAUGAAAAUGUAACCUAUAUAUGUUUUUACUUGUCUAAAUUUCAUCAACCGGGGAGGAGGAUAAACUAUAUAUACAUUCACUAAAGGGGCUGCAGUACAUUUGUUUCUUACUUUUAGGUAAAAUUUCACACAAAGAACUAUUUUAUGGAUUAGAAGGUGAUAACUACAACAAGUUCUACACGUAUUUAGAAAAUUUGAAAACGGUUAAUCCUGAACGAAGGGUCCGGUACAGUGACACGGUUUUCGUAAAGCCACGGACUGCGAAGGAGUUAUUCGAAGAUCUUAGAUACAGGUUAGAAGACAGUAUGUAAUAUUGGAAAUAUAACUUCAGAUCUGACAUAUAUUUGUAUAGAUAAUAUAUAUAUAUAGCUCUGUCAGUUCUGUCUAAACUGUUCUCCCCAUAUAUAGGCCAUACAUGCAGUAUUCUAGCACUGGUCCAUGCAGUCAUUGGUAUACGGACCGGAAACCGCAGUACCCCCGGUAGAGUCAAAGAAGCACUUUCUCCGUACAUGCUUGUGAUUCAGACGAUGUGAUCAGACAUCUGCGUUAAUACAAUGCGUGAGUUCAAGCCUUUUAAGCAAACUGAACUGAAAGGCGAUAUACGACCAUGCAAAACUUGCCUUGUUAAAAUACUGGCUGUAUAGGGUAAUAGGCAUCCAGUGUGCUUUUUACCUUUCUUUGGGAUGUUAUUGAAUUAUUUUGCAUGUACAGAAAAAAUGCUUCCAAUGCUUCCUGAUCUUGGACCAAUGAGGGGUGGCUUCACCAGUCCACUUGGUGCAUAACGAUUGAAUUAAUCAAACUAUGUUGGUUUAGAUCCUCAUAAUUUUUUACCGUAUAUGUUAAGUAAUUAUUGGCUAAUCAAUUAUCUUUCAUUUCUCUGUUAGGAUUGUAAAUCUCACAGGAUUGCCCUAUGGUAUGGUUAGAGCUGGCGAGGAUUUGCAGGUAUAUGAUGGAAGAUACCAUUCUGUCAGUACAUCUUUUUAAAUGAGAUAAAGGCAAAGAAAAGCAUCGCUAGGCCUGCAUAAACUAGGAAGCAUUUUUACGAAAAUAUAUAUCAGAAUCAUGACGUUUCCUUUCUGAGAUGUUGGUUUUGCCGCUUUCUCUCCAUGCACUUAUCGACAUUUUUAAAUUUUUUCCUUCGGCCGUAGUUUUCAACCUUCAAUUUCUCUAUCAUGCAAAUAGGAAAUGGCACACCCAACAUCUGUUUAAAUUGACCAGUUUACUCUUAGAAGAAAUGUAGUCUACAAGCAAAUGUUUUUCGACAAAUGUUUCUUGGUUUUCUUAAAGGGGACAGUAUUUUCGCAAACAAAGUGGAUUACGUUAUCCUAUCCUGAAAUUUAAGUCUAAAGGCCUAAUUCCACGACGAGCGCGAAAAAUUUCGCGCGAAAAGGUUGAACGCAUGCGCAACAUGAUUUUGGAGUGUUUCUCUGCGAAAUACUUCUCUUCGCCGGGUAAUUGAAUUGGUUUCUACUCCGUUGCGAAAUGGAAAUAGCGAAGCCAAUCAAAAAUGCUUGUGUUUUGGAUGACAAAAUAGCGAAACCAAUCAAAUGCUUGUGUUUUAGCUAAUUUUUUCUCCACUGUGGAAAUCACAACGAGAGAAAAUAUUCGCACAAGUUUGUUUUCGCGCGACAUUUUUCGCAUUUCGCUAGUCGUGCAUGGUGAUUAGGCUUUAAGUGUGAGGUUGUUUCGUCUUUAUUGAAGGUGGUAAGAUAUCGAGCAAGUGGCCAUUACCAUUCGCAUCUUGAUUCUGAAAACAGCAUCAACAGCGAGGAAUGUUGUCAGUAUAGAAAUUGGAAAUCAGGCUGUAGACUGUGCAGGUAUACGAUAUUAUUUUAUUUUAUGACUUAUAAUUUAUUAUUUGUAUUACAUAGAGUAUUCCAACAAGGUACAACAAAUUGCUUGUUCCGUGUCUGUGUUUCAGUUCUCAUUAGAUUUUGCAGCACAGUAGUCAUUGAAAUAUAACUACCUGAAGACUGCAGUCUUUAGGCUUGUUAAUAUAUUUUUACAAAAAUGUUUAUUAAGACCAAACAUUGUCUAAAAGUAGAUAACUCAGUGUGUGCAAAUGUAUGCAUGUGUCCAAAAACGGAAACACUGUGAGUUAGAAAUUAUACAUUUCAAGUAACAUUCUGUUUGAAAGGAAUCCAUUUUUUAUAAUGGUCCCGUCUUUUGGUGUACAGUAUAUUAUUGUAGGCUAUAAAAUUAAAUCGAGACCAAUUAUGUUGGAUGUAAACUUUAAUUUUGUUUGUAUAGGUAUAUGACAGUGCUGUACUUUCUAAAUGAUGUGGAAGAAGGCGGAGAAACUGCAUUUCCUCUCGCUGAUAAUGCUACGGCUGAUUCAAAUGUAAGAGAUUUGUCAGCGUAAAAUUACGAUUAACAUUUCUAUAGCGCAAAUUUAAUGUGGACAUGGUCAAAUACGCUUUACAUCAAGUGUUACGCUUGCCUAAUUACUUUCCCUGUGGGAGGAAAGCGUUGACCGACUCUUUUCACAUGAGUCCAUAGCGAGAAUCGAACCCACGCGAACUCAGAGGUGAAAGUCGCUUGCUUUGAUGACUGAAGCGAAGCCCUUUACUAGGCUUACACUACAAUAGAUACAAUGGAAUACAAAGGAAUCUAUUGCUAUUUAGUAUAAACCUACUAGUAGGCUAUCACAUAUCGUGCCUUCUGGUUGGCUACGCUACUACUAGUAGGCUAUUAGUGAUAGCCUACUAAUAAAAAAUUCAAAAUGGCGGAAAAUUCGCGUUUUGCACUUUUGCCGAAGUGUCUGAUGAUUUUUUGGACGACUUGUUGAACAAUUCUGUACUAAAAACCCCGAAAAAGCAACAAAAAUAUGGAAUGGCAAUUUUCAAGGGUAAGAAAAUAGACAAAAUAACAUACACUCAAUGAAAUUUUAAAAUUAAAACUGAAUUUUGUAAAACAUUUUACGCGAACAAAAAAUAUUAAAAUAUUUGUUUAUCUUUAAUGGUUUUAUAAUGUUUUUUGUGUAUUUUUGUAUUGUGUUUGCAGCAUAGUUGUAAAUUAAUGUUAAAGUUUAUACUAAAACAAUUAGACAAUUCGGCCUCGUUGUCUAUGAGCAAAUAGUCAACUCGGCUUCGCCUCGUUGACUAUUCGCUCAUAGACAACUCGGUCUCGUUGUCUAAUUGUUAAAUAGUUCAAAACAACACUUAGCAAAUAAAUCAUUAAACAGUACAAUAAUCAACAUUUCCCAAGAUAGCUUCACAUCCUCGUCCCAGGCUUUUUCGCGCGGUCUUGGUAAGUAUUUUUGACUUCGUUUUGCCAUGCUUCUUGUGCUAUGCAUGCAUUUUGUUAUGAGGUCGGACCGGCUCUGUUUUGGUUAGACAUCGACAAAAUUGACAUAUAUUUCUGUAGAAAAUAAAUCUAAAAUUCUGAGUAAUAGAUGAAAAGAAUGUUCAGAGAAAAAAUUGAAAAAAUAUCGUGUACACAUUUGAAACUAUAGACAGUUUUAGAAAAGAGGGCAAGGCAAACAAGAUGACGCGGUCUCAAUUUCAGUUGAAACGUCGAAGUCUUCAAUACCUGGGGCGCUUUUAUUGUUGCGAUGUAUGGCAUAUAUACUUCCAAAAGCUGAUGACAUGUACUCAUCCGACCAUUUUUAUAUUAUAGGUUCUUUUUGGUGAAGGUCGUGAUAUUUUAGAUCUUGGACGUCACUGUCACGAUGCUAAUAUGUAUUACACACCCAAGAAGAGAUCGGCAUUGAUUUGGUAUAACCACAAAGUGGACCCAGAAACUGGCUGGUUUGGUGAUCUUGAUAUUCGAUCACUUCAUGGCGGAUGUAAUGUUAUCAAAGGUUCAAAAUGGAUUGCGAAUAACUGGAUCGAUGCCAGUUCUGAAUACUCGAACGAUAUUGACCUGUUCGUAAAGUCCCUUUUUGACAAGAAGCGCUGA
This is a messenger RNA of Paramuricea clavata, 7817 nucleotides long. The record is from the annotation of a GenBank genome assembly. NCBI's taxonomy places the organism in Eukaryota, Metazoa, Cnidaria, Anthozoa, Malacalcyonacea, Plexauridae.